GGAAAAAACGAAAAUGAGAGCGAAAGAUGCAGAGAAUUGGAAGAAAUAAAAGAGGAACAGAAAAGCAGCAUCUGCUCUCACUCUUUCUUCUAAUUGUAUUAUAAAUUCCACUCCUUUGUCUCUUUUUGUUUCCGAUCGCAUGCUCUCGGUCUCAUCCCUUUUGUCUUCUUUGUUUUUCUCAGAUCGAUCAAAACAAAACUUCUAGUAUUUCCAUUACCUUCCUCUUCAUUCCUUAGAAAUCAGAUAACAGAAUCUCUGAAAAUAUGGGUACUGGUUGGAGGAGAGCGUUUUGUACCACCAUUCCAAGAGACCCAGAAAACAGUUCUGUCUUGGAUAAGCAGCAGAGUCCCAUUAGUCCUAGUCCUAGUCCGAGUCCGAGGAGUUGUACCCGGUUGGGGUUUUUCUCCGGUGGAAGCAAUCCUGCUACUCCUCGAGUGUCCACUCCGACACUUCGUUGCCGGACUGGUACUACUGAAGAUGAAAGCCCGAGAUUGCAAUGUAGAAACGCGAAUACCCCCAAGUCCGUCAGGAGUCCGAAAACUUUAAUCGGGUCGAACCCGUCUUCUCCCCGAUCGCCACUCAAGCUCUCGCUCUUCAGAAAUAGCUUCAAGUUCAGAAGUAGUUGUGGAAUUUGCUUGAACAGCGUGAAGACAGGGCAGGGCACGGCAAUCUAUACGGCGGAAUGCUCCCACGCCUUUCACUUCCCCUGUAUCGCCGCUCAUGUUCGUAAACACGGCAAACUGGUUUGCCCCGUAUGCAACACCACCUGGAAGGACGUCCCGCUGCUCGCCGUUCACAAGAAUCGCUCCCCUGAAGACGACUCUGCUGCUUCUGUAGACGACAGAGGGAGCGCCGACAGCAACAUUAAGCAUAGAAUUGAGGAUAAGAAGAUCAUCCAAUGUUCACCACGAGCCGUGAAGCCACAAGAAUCGAAACCGAAUCCUCUGGAUGCGAGAUCCUAUGACGACGACGAGCCAUUGCUAUCUCCUACUGCUGGUACCCGCUUCAUUCCCAUUCCCGAAGCGGAUGAGAACCUCGAACAAGAAGAGGAUUACGAGGAAGAGGAAUUCCAGGGGUUCUUCGUCAAUCCGAAUUCCUCAUCCUCCAUCAAAUCUGAUGAAAUCUCGUUUAACGAACGUGAAUUGGGGGGUGUUCAGGUAAGAGUGUUGCCUGAAACUGCCGUCAUUUCAGUCGGCCGGGAGUACGAGACUUACGCGGUGGCUCUGAGAGUGAAAGCGCCACCACCACCGCCGAAAAGACCAGCUUCGAAGUGUACUAAUACGGCGUCACUCUUGGACCCAUCGCAUCGAGCCCCUAUCGAUUUGGUGACGGUGCUUGAUGUAAGCGGGAGCAUGACCGGCGCUAAACUCCAGAUGCUAAAACGCGCCAUGCGCUUGGUCAUUUCCUCGCUCGGCUCAGCAGACCGCCUUUCCAUCGUCGCCUUUUCGGCUGCUUCUAAAAGGUUGCUACCUUUGCGGAGAAUGACUGCGCAGGGCCAGCGCGUUGCCAGGCGCAUCGUUGACCGACUCAUGUGCAGUCAAGGCACCAGCGUUGGCGACGCGCUGCGGAAGGCCACCAAAGUGCUUGAAGAUCGGCGGGAACGAAAUCCGGUGGCCAGUAUCAUGCUUUUAUCCGACGGCCAAGAUGAACGAGUCCAGAAUAACGCUACAAAUCAAAGGCUUGGAUCCAGCCACGUGUCUUCAACCCGGUUCGCUCACAUUGAAAUCCCUGUACAUUCCUUCGGUUUCGGCCAAACCAGCGGCUACAGUCACGAGCCGGCCGAACACGCCUUCGCUAAAUGCGUGGGUGGGUUGCUAAGCGUGGUGGUACAAGAUUUAAGGAUUCAGCUUGGCUUCCAAUCCGGAUCCACUCCGGCCGAGAUCACCGCCGUCUAUUCCUGCAACGGACGGCCUACGGUGUUGAGUUCCGGCUCGUUGCGGCUUGGAGAUUUGUACGCCGAGGAAGAGAGGGAAUUACUCGUAGAAUUGAGAGUCCCGACAUCCCUGGUGGGGAUCCACCAUGUGAUGUCUGUUAGAUGUCUUUAUAAGGAUCCGGCGACUCAGGAAGUGGUGUACGGCAGAGAUCAGGGGGUUCUUGUCCCUCCGCCUCAUUCCGGCGGCCGAGCAACGUCUCCCAAAAUCGAACAGCUGAGGUAUUUGUUUAUCUCCACGAGAGCCAUAGCGGAGUCGAGGAGAUUGAUUGAGCACAAUGAUCUGACCAGCGCGAAUCACCUGUUGGCUUCGUCUCGAGCAUUGCUGGUUCAGUCAAACUCAAUGUUGGCUGAGGAGUACGUAAGAGCUCUGGAGGCAGAGCUAGCGGAGUUGCAAUGGAGGAGACAGCAGAUGGUGGAAGUCCAACGGAGGAGGACGAACGAGAGGGAGGCAAUGCCAGUCGUGAUGGACGAGAAUGGGGAGCCGCUUACGCCGACAUCCGCUUGGAGAGCGGCCGAGAAGCUAGCUAAGGUAGCCAUCAUGAAGAAGUCGAUGAAUCGAGUCAGCGAUUUGCACGGCUUCGAAAAUGCUAGAUUUUAGUUUUUUUUUUUUUCCCUUUAAAAAAAAAAAAAAAAAAAGAGGACGAUCCCAGAUUCAAUUGAGGAAUUGACAAGGGGAUGUUUUUUUUUGGGUUUUUCUUGUGCUUUCAAUUUUCAGUCGUAGAAAGAAAGUGCUUCCUUAUUA
Rubroshorea leprosula is the source of this 2675-nucleotide messenger RNA. The record is from the annotation of a GenBank genome assembly. NCBI's taxonomy places the organism in Eukaryota, Viridiplantae, Streptophyta, Magnoliopsida, Malvales, Dipterocarpaceae.